UCAUAUCAGCUGAUGCUUAGUAAUUUUUCAUUGCUUUAUCAAUGAGAAUAUUUUAUUUUUAAAUUGACCAAUUAGCGAUACAUAUGUGCAACAUACGAUGUGUGCAAUCGGAGCUUAAAACAUACAUACUGGAAAGACCAUAGGUGACUGUCGAUGACGUCAACAUCUAUCUGUCCUUGUGUGAAUGUUUCACCAUGAUGUGCAUACGUCGAUUAUGAAUAUCUAUAUGUGCAUACGUACAAAUUUCAAAGCUCGCGUAACGAAAGCAUACAAGAUUAUUAAAAAAUAGGAUUGCGUUAUACAUCUCAAAAUAUCAACGAAGCAAAAUAAAAUAUCUCUUCAUGCUUCGAAUUACGCGGUAUCAUCAUGCGCAAGCGCACAGCAUUCAGACAAGGAUAGAUGUUGGAGAUACUUAUUACAUUGGUUACAUACGAAUUUUAGAUAUAAAAGCGCGUUCUGAACACGGGCCUAGAGCUUUAGUGGAAAGCGCCUGCGCCUGCAUUCGUCCGCCCUUGUCUUCGCUCUCGCCCUGGCCCAUAAUUCGCGAAGCCGAAGUAGUCCAGGUCAUUAAAUAUUAUCAGUAAUCAGUAUUGCCUAGUGUUGUCGCUUGUCAGACGUGUUUGCCGUCCUUAGUUUGAUGGCUUUCUUCAGAGCGACUGACCGUUAAGCAACAAAACUAGCUUGUUCCGAAAUAGAAGACAAAUUGACGUAUGAUCACGUACGGUACGCGGUGAACGAUCAGAGAGAACUCCACUUGCUAUGUCGAACAUAAAUUGUUACGAGUCUAUCAAUAUGCGAUGGAAGACGCAGCUUGCUCGGCAGCUGUUACGCCGCCGUUAAUCAUAUUUACCACAUCAUCCAUAAAAAAUCCGUCAUUGGAGGCUCUGAUCUGUCAAGAUAAACAAGGAUCGACAAAUAUUCUACUGUCAUAGUCGAAAUUUUACACUACCUAACGUCAUGGAUGGUACCUGCCUUCAUCAAGUCAUCACAGCACCCAUAAAAAAUUUCCUGCAAUUGCAACGAAUCAAAGAGAUAAAGUGGAUGAAUCCGAGAGCAUGCAUAAAUGAGGCAUAUACUCCUACAUCCAUCGAACAUAUGGCAAAUGUGGCAACUCACGGAAUAUGGGUUGUACCUUCGGUAAUUGGCGGUAUCGAGCUUAUACGCCGUUCGUCAACAUGGGCUCAGUUUGUUUCAGCUUGCGUAUACGGCACUUCCUUGAUCCUUAUCUUUGCAGUAUCGACUUUCUUCCACAGUGUGCACUAUUGCAAUCAUAACAGACAACUAAAAGAUGCGUUGCAUCGUUGCGAUCGUGCUAUGAUUUACAUCUUCAUAGCAGCCAGUUACUUUCCAUGGUUAAAUAUAGAACACUUCUCAGACGAUGAGCUUUUGUUCGCGAUGCGUUAUGUCGUUUGGAUCAUGGCUGUAAUGGGUAUCCUCUAUCAGCAGAUCUUUCACGAGAGAUACAAGAUGCUCGAAACUAUUUUCUACAUGGUUAUGGGUAUUGGACCUAGCGUCGCAAUCCUUAAUGUUUAUAAUUAUUACAAUAUUACGGAAUUGAAACUGGGUGGGCUGAUGUAUGUUCUUGGCUUAGUAUUUUUCAAAUCGGAUGGUCGUAUACCUUGCGCGCACGCAAUUUGGCAUCUUUUCGUAGCUGCGGCAGCUGGAUUUCAUUAUUACGCGAUUCUGAACCAUGUAUUUCCUGAAACAGACUCGACGAAUAUUCUUGGACCUGCCGGCAGCAUGCCACAAUUAUCUAAUAUACUAAAGCCUCAUAUAGAAUUACUUUUUGAUAAGAACAAAUUUAUUUUUUAAUCGUGAUUUGCGUAUGUGCUGGUCUACUAACUAGACGUCUUCUCGUAAUUAUUUCAAAUAUCUCUCUCAGUAAAUAGAAAUCGUGUAUAUAUAAUGUAUAAACGCAAUAAGCGCUAUGAAAAAGCGUAGUGAAUUAAAUGGUAUGUAUUAAAACGAAUGAAAAAGGAAGAUUUUUAAGUACCUGACGGCCAUAUAAGACUUCAUUCAUAUAUUAUGAAUGUGUUACAUAUUAAAAAUAAGACAAAAAAUAUGAUAUUACAUUAACAGAUAUUAAUAUAACGCAGUUGUAUUGCUAAUUACAUGACGAGUUCGAAUAUACAUCUAUAGCGAAUAUUGUAUUAUUCAUA
This is a messenger RNA of Trachymyrmex septentrionalis, 2159 nucleotides long. RefSeq names its product monocyte to macrophage differentiation factor 2. Gene Ontology annotation, cellular component: membrane. The record is from RefSeq and is a predicted model, not a curated record. NCBI's taxonomy places the organism in Eukaryota, Metazoa, Arthropoda, Insecta, Hymenoptera, Formicidae. The coding region runs from base 958 to 1812 and encodes 284 amino acids. Gene Ontology annotation, molecular function: pore-forming activity. The transcript is spliced from 7 exons.